AUGUUCGGGCCCCCCAAAGUUCAGCCUGUGCUGGUCCUGAGCAACUUUUUCGUCGCGCUCAGCUUCGUUACUGUUUCCACACGAGUGUACACGAGGCAUAUUGUCGUCCAUGCUGCAGGCAUCGAAGAUUAUCUGAUAUGCAUAUCUCUGGAACAGUUCGUCUGGCUGACAGUGGCACUGGAACCAGAGAUCAAGUAUGGACUGGGGCAACACCUCGUCGACAUCCCACCAGAAAACCGAGUCAAGUUCUUUAGGUGUCUUUGGGCCACAAUUCCGGUGUACAACUUCUCCCUGACGUUUUGCAAGCUGUCUAUUAUCUUCCAGUACAAACAUGUGUUUGUUGAACCUACAGUCCAAAAAAUUUGCCGAUACUUUCUUUCUUUCCUGGUUGUCUACGGACUCUGGACUGUUCUGGGCUCCGUUUUCAUGUGCGUGCCCGUCUCCUUCUUCUGGGGAGUGGGCCAUGGCUCGUGUAUGAACAGAUUGGCGUUCUGGUUCUCCAAUGCAGCCCUCAACAUCACCACUGAUAUUGCUAUUAUCUCCAUUCCAAUGCCACUUAUUAGGAAGCUCCAAAUUCCCGCUCGCCAAAAACUCGUCCUCAUGGUCGUCUUCGCAUUCGGUGCCUUUUCAAUGCCCGCCCUGAAGCCUUUAGUAUCUUCCAUUUUCCCGAAGCUGCUGGGAAUGUCCUCCGCAAACAACCGUUCAAACGGGUAUAGCGAACGUUUCGACAGUCACCCCAUGCGAUCUUUCGCUCAAAGUAAGAACGCUGGCAUAUCCUCCGCAAGCCGAAGUCGGGAUAUAUACGUCGAACAAACAUUUGAAGUUAGAGAUGAAGGCGAAAUGGGUGAUGUGGGUGAUGGGGUCGAUGGCAAGACUAGCCGAGAGGGAAGUGAGCGAAAUUUGGUUACUUCAACUGCGGUCCAGUCGAAAGGACUACCCUUCAACUGA
Messenger RNA from Grosmannia clavigera kw1407, 948 nucleotides. RefSeq lists its product as uncharacterized. The coding region runs from base 1 to 948 and encodes 315 amino acids. Lineage: Eukaryota; Fungi; Ascomycota; Sordariomycetes; Ophiostomatales; Ophiostomataceae. The transcript has 4 exons. The record is from RefSeq and is a predicted model, not a curated record.